CGCAGGAGCAAUUCCGGCAAUCGACAGCUAUUGAACCACGGCUAAAAGCGGCGGCAAGCUCCAAUAGACUCCGAGAUCUCUGGUUUCGCGUGUAAAAACAUAUUAACAUCAUUUCAAUAAAACCCACAACCAUCUAAGGCUCUUGUACAUAUGAUAGCUGCAGAUGCAUUUGCAGAAAAGCAAAGUACUGACCAUGUCAGCCAUGAUGUCAGCACCAUCGAACAACUUGACAUCAAAGAAAACGACCAAGCAGCCAGCCAUUCUCCACAAUAUAAAACCAUCCACUUUAAAGCCAGCAAAGCAACCCUUAAUCGAAGAAACACUGUGUCACUUGCAGAUUUAAUCCCUGCUGCUGCUGCAGCCCUUAAUACUGGCACCAACUCUCAGGUGACAUCUGAAGCAAGUUCGCUAUCGAGGGCUUUGACUAGAGUGAAAACUCAGAUGCGGACUCAGCGACUAAAGCAAUCGUACCUUGGCAAAGAAUGGAUACGACUGGCUCUAUGGCUACCUGUGGAUGAAAGCAAGAUCAAUUGCUGGCGAAAGCCGCUCUACCUAAGGGAAAAGGAUGAGGAAGAAGAGGUCAUCAUCAUGGAGAAGUCUACACAUGGACACCGCAACGAAGUGAGACUCGCCAAUCGUAUGGGUCGAACGUUUGAAAUCGCCACAUGGUACGAAUGGAAACGCAAUCCGUCCUUGUUUGGUAUGGAGCAAGUAGAGAAAAAGGUCGAGCGACUACGAAGCAUUAAAUUGGAUACCCUACAUGCUGAUGAGCUGUCAAACAAUAUAGAAUAACACCUUUUCACAGCCUGAUAGGUCCAAAUACCAUGGAUUCCCAACCAAUGCAUCACACAUUUCUACUUUUUGGAUUCU
This is a messenger RNA of Umbelopsis ramanniana AG, 870 nucleotides long. RefSeq lists its product as uncharacterized. The transcript has a single exon. NCBI's taxonomy places the organism in Eukaryota, Fungi, Mucoromycota, Umbelopsidomycetes, Umbelopsidales, Umbelopsidaceae. The record is from RefSeq and is a predicted model, not a curated record. The coding region runs from base 151 to 792 and encodes 213 amino acids.